AAAUCGGACCUGUUUUUAGUCAAAUACAUCACUGUCUUUUAAAGGCAACCAAACCUUAAGUGGAAGUCUAACAUAUGAAGAUAGAGAAACUGCUUCAGUUGAUUCAAAAUGGGAACAACAAGUGAUGAGAUGGUCUCUGUGGAACAGACCUCCUCCUCCUCCUUCAAUCCUCUGUGUUUUGAGUGUGGCCAGCAGCACUGGACAAGAGAAAACCACUUAUACAAUUACCAGAAUGAAGUGGACGACGACCUGGUCUGCCAUAUCUGCCUUCAGCCUCUGUUGCAGCCACUAGAUACUCCCUGUGGACACACAUUCUGCUGCAAGUGCCUCAGAAACUUCUUACAAGAGAAAGAUUUCUGUCCACUGGACCGGAAGAGACUUCACUUCAAGCUGUGUAAGAAGUCUAGUAUUCUAGUUCAUAAACUUCUGGACAAAUUAUUAGUUUUAUGUCCAUUUUCUUCAGUGUGCCAAGAUGUAAUGCAACGCUGUGAUCUGGAGGCACAUCUUAAAAACAGAUGUCCUGGAGCGUCUCAUCGGAGAGCUGCCCUAGAGAGAAGGAAAACUAGUAAAACUCAGACAGAGAUUGAGAAUGAAAAUGGAACCACUAUAAUAGAUCUUCCAGGUACCCUAUCAGUCGAAACGGACUGUUCAGGGGCAGGCGCAGUGCCCACCGAGCGGAGCUCAACAUCAGCAUCUCUCCCCACGUGGACUGAGGAGCCUGGCCUGGACAACCCUGCUUUUGAGGAGAGCACUGUUGCCGACACAGCUGCGCAACAGCCACUUAGUUUACCAGAAGGCGAAAUUACCACCAUUGAAAUUCACCGGUCUAAUCCUUAUAUUCAGUUAGGAAUUAGCAUUGUGGGUGGCAAUGAAACGCCACUGAUUAACAUUGUUAUCCAGGAAGUCUAUCGGGAUGGGAUAAUCGCCAGAGAUGGAAGACUCCUUGCUGGAGACCAGAUUCUUCAGGUCAACAACUAUGAUAUCAGCAAUGUGUCCCAUAACUAUGCCAGAGCUGUCCUUUCGCAGCCCUGCAGCACACUGCAUCUCACUGUGCUUCGAGAGAGACGCUUUGGCAACCGAGCAUACAGCCAUUCUGAUAGAGAAGAGAUUUUCCACGUGGUUCUUCAUAAACGGGACUCUGGUGAACAGCUUGGCAUUAAACUCGUACGAAGGACUGAUGAGCCAGGUGUUUUUAUUCUUGACCUGUUGGAAGGCGGGCUGGCUGCACAGGAUGGGAGGCUCAACAGCAACGACCGAGUGCUUGCCAUCAACGGACAUGACCUGAAGCAUGGGACACCUGAGCUUGCCGCCCAGAUUAUUCAGGCUAGUGGAGAGAGGGUGAAUUUAACAAUUGCUAGACCAGGGAAACCUCAGCCUGGUAACACUAUCCGAGAAGCGGGAACUCAGAGCAGCAGCCAGCACCACGCACAGCCACUGUAUCACAGCAGACCCAGCUCACAUAAGGAUCUUACCCAGUGUGUUACAUGCCAGGAAAAACACAUCACUGUAAAGAAGGAACCACAUGAGUCCCUUGGAAUGACAGUAGCUGGGGGCAGAGGAAGUAAGAGUGGUGAAUUGCCCAUCUUUGUGACUAGUGUGCCACCUCAUGGCUGCCUUGCCCGCGAUGGCAGAAUCAAGAGAGGUGAUAUAUUGUUGAAUAUCAAUGGCAUUGAUUUGACCAAUUUAAGUCACAGUGAGGCUGUUGCUGUGCUGAAAGCCAGUGCUGCGUCCCCCGCUGUUGCCCUGAAAGCACUUGAGGUGCAGAUUGUUGAGGAGGCAGCCCAGACCUCGGAGGAGCAGCCCAACACCUUCAGUGAGAAUGAGUAUGAUGCCAGUUGGUCCCCGUCAUGGGUCAUGUGGCUUGGGCUUCCAAGUGCCCUUCAUAGCUGCCAUGAUAUAGUUUUACGAAGAAGCUACUUGGGAAGUUGGGGCUUUAGUAUUGUUGGUGGAUAUGAAGAGAACCACACCAAUCAGCCUUUCUUCAUUAAAACUAUUGUCUUGGGAACUCCUGCUUAUUAUGAUGGAAGAUUAAAGUGUGGAGAUAUGAUCGUGGCCGUGAAUGGCCUGUCAACUGUGGGCAUGAGCCAUUCCGCAUUAGUCCCCAUGUUGAAGGAGCAGAGGAACAAAGUCACUCUGACGGUUAUUUGCUGGCCUGGCAGCCUGGUGUAGAUUUUGAAAUUGGUUUUGAGUCAAACAUCUUCCUUUUUUAGGUUUUGGAAAGAAAACCCUUUAGUUUUAUUGUGUUUCUGGUUGUUAGGAGCUACUGACAUAGCUGGUAUAUGCAGGGCCAAAAACCACUAAGACUGUCCUUUUGUUAUUAUUUAAAUGGUUUUCCUCAAGUUAGCCACAUUUCUUGCAGGUUGGAAACAGUCUUCCACUAACCGUUGUGAAUUCAUAUUUUCAGAAUUCAGACUCUCAGUGGUCAGAAUGUGACCUAUCAUAAUGAAUGAAGUCUGCCCAAACUGU
This is a messenger RNA of Ceratotherium simum simum (southern white rhinoceros), 2466 nucleotides long. RefSeq names its product ligand of numb-protein X 2 (gene LNX2). Gene Ontology annotation, molecular function: metal ion binding; ubiquitin-protein transferase activity; protein binding. The record is from RefSeq and is a predicted model, not a curated record. NCBI's taxonomy places the organism in Eukaryota, Metazoa, Chordata, Mammalia, Perissodactyla, Rhinocerotidae.